AGAGGUCAGAGUGAAGUGAGGACUCGUCCGGUAAACAUGUGUUUGUGCGCGAUCUGACACGGCUGCUGACGCACAAUCAGCGUACACAACGCCGUCGUGACGCGACGUCGACGUAUCUCGAUCGCUCCGUUACUAUUUUUUCUGUCAAAGAAUUUUCUAAACUAAAAUUUUAUCAAAUCGGAGAACGUCCGAACUUCCACGUGGACGGUUGCGUGUCCGAUGUUAUCAGAUCUCCGUGCAUCGAUGGGUCACAGUGACUCCUUUGGAAUGCAAUCGACCCGGUUGAGGCCCUCAUCGAUCUGACAGAUCGCCAUGCCAUGAUGAACAACACGGGAAGCAACAGCGUCGCAAACGGUAGCGACGGCAGCAAGAGCGGCGCUCGUCUUCAGAGCGUGAUCGGCAAGCAGAGCGUGCGCAAGAUGAGCACGAUGCCCGAGGAGGAGGAUACCUCUGACGACAUGGACCCCGACGUGAUAAGGAUAGGGCACUACCAGCCCCCCCAUGAGGCCGACUCGGACUCCCUCUCGGAGGAUAGGGGUCGACUAUUGAGCAGUGGUGACCCAGCCAGAAGGACCACCAUCACUCCAACGAAUUCUGGGAAUCUACAGUGCAACGGCUUGAAGAAAGACAAGCCUUACCGGCUUCACCCGACAUCGAAGCUAUUGGACCAACCGGUACACUUGGAGGGCAGACUGAUCCGGGAAGGUGCCCUCAGAUCUGGAAGACACCAUCGCUGCUCCAGUGUCAGGUCCGUCAAGUCGAACCCCACAAUGGACGAACACCAUCAUCCAGCUACCAGCUGGGCAUCCGUCGUCUUCUCCGACGGCAAUGGGCAAACCUAUGUUCGUCCGUUUCCAGAAUCCGUUUCUAUACGCUCUCUAGCCUCCAUCGGCAUGGGCUCUUCCGACGGUCGGAAGCUCACCAUACGCAGAGUUCCCACUUCGCCGUCGGAGCUGCUUAACAUGGUACAUCCGCCGCCGUCAUUUGAGGAUGAUCUGUCAGUGUGUAGUAGCUUCGACGACGCGGACGGAGAAGACCCAGGAGACUACAGGCAACCAAGGCGACCCCAUUGGGCUAACAAAGUACAAUUCGUCCUCGCCUGUAUUGGGUAUUCCGUGGGUCUGGGCAAUGUUUGGAGGUUUCCUUACCUUUGUUAUAAAAGUGGGGGUGGUGUGUUCUUGAUACCUUACUUCAUCAUACUUAUAGUAUGUGGGGUACCAUUAUUAUACAUGGAACUUAGUAUCGGACAAUUCACACGACGAGGGCCAAUAGGUGCUCUCGGUCAAAUUUGUCCCUUAUUUAAAGGAGCUGGUCUGUCAUCGGUGGUAAUAUCAUUCCUGAUGUCGACCUACCAUAAUGUGAUAAUAGCGUACGCCAUAUAUUAUUUCUUCGCGGCGUUCAGAGCAAAACAACCAUGGUCAGACUGCGAUAACUCAUGGAACACAUUGGCGUGUUGGUUACCAACUUACAGUGUCAUCGACAACCGUACAAGACCCAACGCUUCUAGAACACCAUCCGAAGAAUUUUUUGACAACAAAGUACUCCAAAUCAGUAAAGGAAUCGAAGAAUCAGGAGCACUUAGAUGGGAAUUAGUUGCUUGCUUAAUUACUGCCUGGAUAUUGGUGUACUUCUCGGUAUGGAAGUCAAUAAAAUCAUCAGCACAAGUUAGAUAUAUCACCGCGACUCUGCCAUUCAUUUUGAUCGUGGUCUUUCUUACACGGUCCCUCACCCUUGAAGGUGCUGACAAGGGUCUGCAAUUUUUCUUCCAUCCUCGUUGGGAACUCCUUAGUGACGCAAAGGUUUGGAUCAACGCGGCAGCACAAAUAUUUAAUUCCGUCGGCAUAGCGUUCGGUUCGAUGAUAUGCUUUGCCAGUUAUAAUAAAUUCCACAACACUAUUCUAGUAGAUAGCGUAGCUGUUUCACUUAUUAACGCGUUUAGUAGCUUACUGGUUGGGAUAUUUUCAUUCGCCACUAUUGGAAACAUCGCUGUGGAACAAAAUAUGUCUGUCGAAGCCGUCCUAACAGAUGGACCUGGUCUUGUAUUCGUUGUAUACCCGCAAGCACUAGCCAAGAUGCCAGCAUCACAAGUGUGGGCCGUGUUAUUUUUCUUUAUGCUAGUCUGCCUUUCUUUGAAUAGUCAGUUUGCAAUAAUGGAGGUAGUAGUAACAUCAAUUCAAGAUGGUUUUCCAAGAUGGGUAAAACGUCACCUCGUAUGUCACGAAACAUUAGUACUUUUAAUAUGCGUCAUAUCUUUUCUACUUGGCCUCCCUAAUAUUACUCAGGGUGGAAUCUAUUUCUUCCAAUUAAUAGAUCACUACGCAGCCUCGAUAUCAAUCAUGUUUCUAGCUUUCUUUGAAGUGAUUGCUAUAUCUUGGUGUUACGGAGUUAAAAGGUUGAGUAAUAAUGUGAAGGAGAUGACUGGACGUGUACCAUCUUCUUAUUUUAGAUUUUGUUGGCGCAUUGCUGCGCCCCUUCUUAUCAUGGCUGUGUGGGUAUUCAGCUUAAUUGAUUAUGAACCACCGACCUACCACAACGGGGAGUACAAGUACCCAUGGUGGGCAGAGGCGAUCGGUUGGGGAAUAGCUUCUCUUUCUCUCAUUUGCAUUCCAGCUUAUGCGAUUUAUGAGUUCGUCAAAGCCAAUGGCAACACAUGCCUCGAGAAAUUACGAAAUUCCGUUAAGCCGCAUUUCGAAGCUUGCAAAAUCUGCGGACAGGAAUACUGCACCGAACCAAUGCACAGUUUUGAAGAUGAUAUUGUGAUCAAAGAACAACAGGAAUUGAAUAGUCCGAUACAAUUGAAUACCAAUAGCUUUUUACCGAAAUCCCAGACUUGAUGGAGAAGAAAGGAAAGAAUAUUAAAUUUUCAAUUCACGAGUACCUUUCUUUGUAUAAAGUGUUUCUGCAGAUAUUUGUCGUAGAUGAAGCUGAUAUUCAUUUUUUUUUUUUUUUUAAUUAUAUAGGGUGUUUCGUAAUAUGUGAGACUCACUGUAAAAUGAAAAAAAAAGAGCCUGUAAAUUUUAUAGGAAAUGCUGACAUUCAUCAAUUUCUUAAUUUUUCUCUAAAUUUAUUAUAAGAAUACAGAGUAUUUACAUUGUAUUUGAUGAUGUUUCAGUGAUGACGAGACACAGGGUGAUUCUAGAUAGAAGACAAAUAAAUUGAAAAAGAAAAAUAAAGUAUUUUUUGUAGAGAAAAAAUUUCCUCAUAAGGCUAUAAUUGAACAUACAGUGAUUCAUGACACUUAAUUAUUAUAUACUGUAAUAGCCACCUUAUGAUGAAAUUUACUACUUUUUUAUUAUAUUUAAUUUAUGUAGGAAUUUAUUUUUUAAUUGAAUCGAAAUAACUUAUUGUCAGGUAUGCCCCAUUUUUUUUUUCUUGUUUAUUUAUUUAUGAUGGUCUUUCAAAAUGGUGUCAUUUUCUCAGUAGGUACGUAUUUCGAACCUAAAUGGGACAUUUAAUUAUAAUUUUAGAUUCCAGGAUCACCCUAUCUUAUUACAUGACGUAGAGAUUAUAAAGGUGUAUAAUGUAUAGAAUUAAAAAAAAAACUUCUAUGAAAUUCAAACAAUUAGGUAUAAAUGUAAAUCGUACUUUCAUUUUUCUUGAAGACAUUCCUGAAGACAUUCCAUUGGCAUUCGAUUCUAUUGCAAUGAUUAAAUCAUGCACAUCGAAGCAAAAUAAUAUUAUUCUGUUUUUUUAUUUUUCUUGCGUAAAAUAAUAUUCUUUAUAACAUAGGAUGUUUCAAAAUUUGUAGUACAAUCCAAAAGACAUAAAUUGUCCUAUUUGUAUAAUAAUAAAAAAAAGGAAUUAGUAAUAUGCAGAAGUAUUUUUAGUGGAAUGUAUAACAUGGUUUGUAUAAUAAUAAUAAUUAAAUUAAUUAAAUUAGUAAUACGAAUACAUGUUGUAGAAUAACAUGAGAAUAAAUUAAUAGUCUUACAAUAAUAUAACAAUUAAUAUUUUAUAAUAAGUAUAUGUUAUAAGUGUAUUCAAAAUUUCUAUUCUUAUUAGUUUAAACAAAUCAAUCAAAAUUAAAUUUUAAUUUUUGUUGGAAAAUGUGUUUCUCUUGGAUUGUACUAUUUUUGUUUGUUACAGCUUGUAGAAAUCUACAUUGAUUAUUUAAUGCGCUGCAAUUUUUAAUAAUAAUAAUCGAUGUAUCAUAUAAGUAAAAAUUGUAAAACAGCAACGAGUACAAAUAAUUAUUGUUUUACGUGUACAGUAUCGAGCACAGCCAGCUGAUUCGAGAUUCAGAAAAGAAUAACAUAAUUUUUAUAAUUAUUAAAUAUUAUAAAACUUAGUAUAUUAAUUAAGAAAUAUGAUAUAAGUUAAGAAACUUGGGGUGUGACCGGAAACCCAGGGAAGCGGAACUCGAGUUGAACUCUCCAUCCUCGACACUGUACAUUUUAUCCAGUAGGUAAUAAUGACAUAAGCGACUGUACCUAAUACAAUAAAAAAUGUGUUCGGAUAA
This is a messenger RNA of Osmia bicornis bicornis, 4459 nucleotides long. It is a transcript of the gene ine, whose product is annotated as sodium- and chloride-dependent GABA transporter ine. The transcript is spliced from 12 exons. Gene Ontology annotation, cellular component: membrane. Gene Ontology annotation, biological process: sodium ion transmembrane transport. The record is from RefSeq and is a predicted model, not a curated record. The coding region runs from base 318 to 2834 and encodes 838 amino acids. Lineage: Eukaryota; Metazoa; Arthropoda; Insecta; Hymenoptera; Megachilidae.